GUUACAUUCCUGCAUUGGGGAUCUAAUAUUUGCAAGAAGAUCGGAGAUUGAUUUAAUUUGGGUGCAAUACUCCAUUAUGAUGGAGUCUUCGAUCACAAUAUUACAUAACUUGUCAUCAAGUUCCAUAGAUUUGGCCUCUUUAUUGUCUUGAAAUAAUUCUUCAACCGAUUUCCAAAUUUGACAAGCAGUAGGGUUGAUUUGAAUGAUUGUUUGAAGUAGGUGUUGGGUUCCUUAAACUAUUUUUUGACAACCGCAUCAACCAUGGUCCAUUAUGGAUCGUCUUGUUUGUUGGAGGAGCCAUCAAUGUGAUAAAAAAAAAAAAAACAGAGUACCUGAUACAAUGAGUUUUGAGUAGUUUCCUCCAAAAUCAUAG
Lactuca saligna is the source of this 373-nucleotide messenger RNA. The record is from the annotation of a GenBank genome assembly. Lineage: Eukaryota; Viridiplantae; Streptophyta; Magnoliopsida; Asterales; Asteraceae.